This is a messenger RNA of Mesocricetus auratus (golden hamster), 2070 nucleotides long. RefSeq names its product family with sequence similarity 170 member A (gene Fam170a). The record is from RefSeq and is a predicted model, not a curated record. Gene Ontology annotation, cellular component: nucleus. The transcript has 6 exons. The coding region runs from base 972 to 2039 and encodes 355 amino acids. Gene Ontology annotation, biological process: fertilization. NCBI's taxonomy places the organism in Eukaryota, Metazoa, Chordata, Mammalia, Rodentia, Cricetidae.
GAGAAAGAAGAAGACGUCAGAUAGCCAUUGUGUGGUUGCUGGGACCCAAACCCGUGUCCUCUGCAAAAGCAAGCGUUCUUAACUAUGGAGUCAUCCCUCUGGUUCCUAAUUUAAAAAUUCAAAGACUUCUCUUUGGCCGCUUUCCUGUUGUUCCUUUCUUAACCACCGGUGGACACUAGUUGUUUUUAUAAUUUGUCAUUUCAGUCAUGUUUUAUAAAUAUAAUGACACAGCCUGUAAGUAAGCUUUUUGGAUUGUCCUCCCAACUCUGCCUAAUUCUCUGCAGAUUCAUCCAAGGAAGUCUAAGAACCAGUUCCUCAUUGGCAGGUGAUUGUGCAGAAUAAGAAGAAAGUGAAUCCAAAGAAAUUCUACCUGUGCCCAGUAUUCUGUUUUCUGCAAAGUUUGAGGCUUUAGAGACAAUUUACCAACAAUUUCAGCCCUGUCAAUACCUCUGCUCUGAGAGAUGAACAAUGAACACAAAGUCUGCUGCCUCCUUAAGGGCAGAAACGAAAAGGUGAAAUAACUGGAGAAAAGAAAAAAAAGUGAAGUAGAAACAUGUUAGCAUCUAAAAAUAUUCUGCUACAAUUGAGAGACAAGAGUUGAAUUCCUUAGAGAGAUUCCAUGGGGGAAAAGGAAUUGUUCUUGCAAAGAGGGUUUCUGAAGCUUCAGAGGCUAUGCUAGACUGAGGUACAUAGAAUGCUCUGAUGUCAUCAUUGAGAAUCCUCCAGUAGGCCUGUGACCUUUGACCCUUAACAGCCAUGCAGGAUAGUGAACACUGGACAGGGCUGCUGUUUGAUUAAGUGAUCUGAGUUCUUCAACCAGUUAAGAGACUUGAAUACAUUUUAAUUUGUGUUGACUUAUCUUAACGGACUUCCUGAAGGUAAAAAAAAAAAAAAAAAGGAUCAGCCAACCUGUAGAGAAAAGGUGAAACUGGACUUUAAGUAUCCUUCAAGGGACUAUUUUGGCUGACACUAUGAAGCGGCGACAAAAGAGGAAACAUCUGGAAAUUGAAGAGUCCGAGGAAACCGAUGAGAAGUCAGGAGGGAUUUCAAAGUCACAAGAGGAUGUCCCUCAACCCGAAUCCACUGGAGUGGCCAAAGCCCAGAACCCAGGGGUAGGGGAGGUCUCCUCUGCCUCAGAAUACUUCUCCUGUGUUUCUUCUCCACACAAGUUCAUCCAUCGUAGUAAGGGAACCCGGAAAUCACAAGACAGUUCCAAGACUACAUUUCCACUAGACCUGGUUCCAGAAAGAGAUGCCACUAAUGCCACCUCCCAACGUCCCUUCUCAUCCUGUCCAUCUUAUAAGACUUGUGUGUCCUCCCUGUGUACAGACAAAGAUGAUAAGGGUAUGAAAAUAUACUACAUGCAGGUGCAAAUGAAAAAAGGCAUGGUUGUCUCCUGGGACACAAAGGAAACCUCAGAGUCCCUAGAAAAGCAUCCAAGGAUGGAAGAAGCCACCCUUCCUGAUGGUGUGUGGGUGGGCACUCCGCCCUCUGAUGUGUCUACCAGAAACCCCCUGUCGGACAGUGAACCCAGUGGAGAAGAGAAAGAAAAUGAAGAAAAGCCAGAGUCAGACAGCCCACCAGGGUCACCCAUGAUUGAAGAGAGACCCAGGGCCAAGACGCCUGACUGGCUGGUGACCAUGGAGAAUGGCUUCAGGUGCAUGGCCUGUUGCAGAGGCUUUGCCACCAUAGAAAGCCUCCAAGAGCACGUGCAGUACGGAAUCAGGGAUGGCUUCAGUUGCCAUGUCUUCCACCUCACCAUGGCGCAGAUUAUUGGCAAUGUGGCAUCAGAGAGUACCCGGAAGGAGGAGAGGAACAGCAACAAGGAGAAAGAGAAACACAAGGAAAAGAAGACUGAGGAGCAGCAGCCCACAGAGGGAAGCGGGACAAAGCGACCCUGGAGCCAGUGUCCAGGCUGGAUGUUUGAUUCUCCAAAGGACAGAAGAAGAAGAAAAGACCAUGAAGACAGCAGAGGAAGCAGACACAAUGACAAUAGUGUAAAGGAAAAUGAAAAGACCAACACUCAGUCGAACACAUAAUCAUAUGCAAUAAAGAUUGUUUUCCAAACUG